CGUUUUCCAGUUAACAUAUGUUAAUUUCUAUGUUCAUUUCUACCAACUGCGAUUCUCCACAAGAAAAGAAAACUAGUGCAAUAGAAAACCAGCUGAAGAUCUGUGGCUAUAAGAGCAAUGUGGAUGUCGUAGCACUGUAUCUGGCUAGACAAGGACUAAGAAAUAUCCCAAGUCUAUCACAGUUUCGCAGAUUAAAGUAUUUGUGGAUCAACAACAAUAAGAUCCAAGAUUUAACCUUCUUGAUCAAAAACUAUUACUUGACUGAACUCUAUCUCAACAAUAAUGAGCUGACAGAUAUAUCAGGUGCUCUGAAACACCUAUGUUCAUUACAGAUUCUGUUUCUUCACAACAACGAGUUAAAAAAACUUGGCAAAACAGUGAAGGAAUUGAAAGGAAUGAUAAGCUUGCAGACUCUAAACCUAUUCCAAAACCCUCUGGCAUAUGAUCCAGACUACCGGCUCUAUGUGAUAUACUUCCUUCCUUCAGUUCAGCUCCUUGACAGGAAGUUAGUUACACAGAGAGAAAGGGAGUCAGCACUUCAUCUCUAUAACCCCAAAAGGACUUGGGUCAUGCAGUCAAUAGCUUUUGGGAGGAGAGUGGAUACAUCCCUGGAGACUAUGGUGGAAUCUAGCAGAUGCACUCAAUCAGCCAGAGGACCAAUAAUACCCUCAGAUCAUGAAUUUGGAAAUAACACAAAUAAAGUACCAUUUGAGGACCCUGAAGAUGCAGUUUUAGUACGGGCAACAACAAGAUCUUUAAUGGAAUUUUCCUCUGUGGACUGGAACAAAGUAGCCACCUGUCAAGAAAGACGGCUUAAAAACAAAACAGAAGAGCCCCUUGAGAAGCUGACAGUCCAGUUUAGAUGAGAAAACCACAAUUUCUCUCUCUAAUGUUAACCCCAUAAGUAGGUUAACAGCUCAGUAAAACAAGUACACAACAACACACAUCUAAUUAAGUGAGUUUCCAGAAAAAUAAGUUAGUGUAACAUUUAUCAUAUGUAGCAUAGAGAGUGAAGAAAUUAAGAUAACAAACAAUAAAUAGCAGC
Molecule: messenger RNA, 1045 nt
Organism: Ficedula albicollis (Collared flycatcher)
Lineage: Eukaryota; Metazoa; Chordata; Aves; Passeriformes; Muscicapidae
Gene: LRRC72
Product: leucine rich repeat containing 72
Exons: 9
Coding region: 18-866 (282 amino acids)
Molecular function (GO): protein binding
Source: RefSeq, a predicted model, not a curated record